Messenger RNA from Leptonychotes weddellii (Weddell seal), 2531 nucleotides. The record is from RefSeq and is a predicted model, not a curated record. Lineage: Eukaryota; Metazoa; Chordata; Mammalia; Carnivora; Phocidae.
CGAGCCGGAAGUGGCCGUGGGCCGGCGUCCGGGCAGCGCCCGCAGUGAGCAGCGUCUCUGCGGCCGGCGACGCCAUGGAGCCCGGGGCGGCCGAGCUGUACGACCAGGCCCUGCUGGGCAUCCUGCAGCACGUGGGCAACGUCCAGGACUUCCUGCGCGUGCUCUUCGGCUUCCUCUACCGCAAGACCGACUUCUACCGCCUGCUGCGCCACCCGUCCGACCGCAUGGGCUUCCCGCCCGGGGCGGCGCAGGCCCUGGUGCUGCAGGUAUUCACGGCCUUCGACCACAUGGCCCGUCAGGACGACGAGAAGAGGAGGAAGGAGCUGGAGGAGAAGGCCAGGAGGAAGGAGGCCGAGGAGGCCGUGGCGGCCGCCGUUGAGCAAGAGCCAGUCCCCGCCCUGGGACAGGAGGUGGAGGUCGGCCUCGGCGCAGACUCGGGCGGGCCUCAGGGACCACCGGGCCCACGGGGUGCCGGGCCGGAGGCGGCCCCCAGCUCGGGGGAGGCAGAGCCCCCGGGGGCUCAGGCGGGUGCCCCCGAACUGCCGAAGGAACCCCCAGCUCUUCCCAAGAGGCAGGAGCAGUUCCAGAGAAACCCCGACAGCUACAAUGGUGCCGUGCGUGAGAACUACACCUGGUCGCAGGACUACACCGACCUGGAGCUCAAGGUGCCGGUGCCCAAGCACGUGGUGAAGGGCAGGCAGGUCUCGGUGGCCCUGAGCAGCAGCUCCAUCCGGGUGGCUGUGCUAGAGGAGGAUGGGGAGCACGUCCUCAUGGAAGGGAAGUUCACCCACAAGGUCAACACCGAGAGCUCUCUCUGGAGCCUGGAGCCUGGCAAGUGCGUCCUGGUGAGCCUGAACAAGGUGGGUGAGUACUGGUGGAGCGCUGUCCUGGAGGGCGAGGAGCACAUCGACAUCGACAAGAUCAACAAGGAGCGCUCCAUGGCCACGGUGGACGAGGAGGAGCACGCCGUGCUGGACAGGCUCACCUUCGACUACCACCAGAAGCUGCAGGGCAAGCCGCAGAGCCACGAGCUGAAAGUGCACGAGAUGCUGAAGAAGGGGUGGGAUGCUGAAGGCUCCCCCUUCCGAGGCCAGCGAUUCGACCCGGCCAUGUUCAACAUCUCCCCGGGGGCUGUGCAGUUUUAAUGCCCGGAGGAAAGGAAGUGCCCGCUGGCCGGGAGGCGGGAUGUUGGCCAUGCCCCCGGCUCCCUCCUGCCAGGGACUCGUUGGCGGGUUUGCCCUUGCCAUCCUUUCCUUCAAGGGUGAACCCGCGGCACCCGGCCCUGCAUUUCCAGACUGCAGGGAGCAGUGCGGGGCGAGCGGGACGCCGGCCACCCGCUCUCCUCUUGCUGCCGUGCACACGCUCUGCUUGCUUUCCUUGUGCUGGGGGCGGGGAGUGGGUGCUGGGCCAGCUGCUGACGUGGGGGGGGGCGGGGGGAGCCCUAGCCUUGACAUCUCCCUGCCCCACGUGUGCGUGUGGUGUUGCUUGGCGUUUGUGCGCGUCCGCCACCUGCUCAUCCCCGUCAAGGAGCAGCAGCAAGUGGGGUCCUGGUCGCCGCUUCUGGAUGUGAGGACACAGUCCCUAGUGGCCACAGGCGCAGCAGGAACUGGCCUCGACGUCUUCUCGUGGGACCCGGUUCUUGUCAAAGAGCUGACCGGGUGCCCCCAGGAGACCAGAGCACGGCGGCCCCGCCCCUGCCCCGUCGGCCGUCGGACGGCAGGUCUCCCGGGACCUCCCCUCGUGGCUCUGUCCUCGGGGCGGACAAGGACUCCUUUCUGGGCGACGGUCCCUCCGGAAACGGCCCCCUUCGCCUGAGUAGGUCGGAGGGGGCUCGUCAGUCAUGUGGGGGCAGGUUUGUGGCUCACAGAGGCCUGAAUACCCAGUCCCUGGGAAGCAUCGGGUGGCUCUGCCGCCUUCGAGGGAGGUGCAGACGCCAGGUGGCUGGUGGGAGCAUCGCCGGGGGGGGCGCGGAGCCCUGUCCCCUGUAGUUGGCACUGAGGCUGGUCGUGGAGCCGCUGAGACCCGUCCUCGGGGGCCCCCGGGAUGUGCACGCCUGCCCCACGUCACCAGCGUCUCGUGUGAGAACUGUUCUCGAUGGUCUCGGGCCCCUGGGCCACGCCGUGAGGGUCUUCUGGUGUGACGAGGGGGGCUGUGCACCUGCAUCCCAGCCACUUGGGAGCCCGGGGAGCCGUGGACUCUGUGGUCCGUCUUCCUCUGCCCGACGUUCUCUUCAGUGUUGUGUUUCUGCCCCGCCCCGCCGGUCAUGAUGGCGGCUCACCGGCGUCUGGGAGUGGCGGGCUGGGGCCGCCACGCCGGUCCACGCUGCUGAUGGCGGGCUGUCCUCACGGGCGUCCUCUGCCCCUCGCUGCCGGCUGGGCCCUGGAGCCGUGCAGCCCGUGUGUUUUCUCUCUCUAGACGCGGCCGCCGCAGAUUGGCCACUGAGCUCCGUCAGCCGAGGUCCGCGGAGAGCAGGGUGCCCGCCUGCGAAGUCCCUCUCCAGUGUCGGUUUGCAAUAAAUCUGUAUUUAAGCA